CAACAAACGCUAUCAACAUAAAACGAACAUGCCUAAAUUCGGACAAGCCAUGGCGGUCUCCAUUGGAGCUUUAGCUGGGGGUGCGGCUGGGUUCUACUUUCUGGAGAUGUACAAGAUCAAAUCCAAGGAACAACGAUUAGCCCUGCUUUUAGAAAAGAAGCAAGAACUGGAAAGAAAAGAAGAGCCAUUAUAGACAUGACUUUUUUACAACCGCCUCCUCAUGCCAUACUGCGGAUCGCUCAUAUUCCAACUAAUCUUUCUUUCCUGAUCUCUAACAUUUUUUUGUUCAUGUAUACUUACCCUUUAUCCCUUUUUACAUUACAUUUUUUUCUCCCUCCCCGCCACCCAAUGAUAGACCAUUAGCAACUAUUCUGGAUUUUUUGAUCCGAGACUACUCUUCAUAAAUUUUCUUGCGAUUUUUCAUGAUGUUAUCUCAUGAAUGGCGUGUUGAAGUUUUAUCCUUCAAACGGAACGUGUCGUAUAUUGACGAUUAUAUUUCUUCCUUUCAACUAUAUAGAUAAAGUUAUGAAUAUCAUUUACCCAAUUGACC
This is a messenger RNA of Radiomyces spectabilis, 550 nucleotides long. RefSeq lists its product as uncharacterized. The transcript is spliced from 2 exons. NCBI's taxonomy places the organism in Eukaryota, Fungi, Mucoromycota, Mucoromycetes, Mucorales, Radiomycetaceae. The record is from RefSeq and is a predicted model, not a curated record. The coding region runs from base 196 to 363 and encodes 55 amino acids.